AUGAAUAAAAGUGAUAGUCAAACACUAUUAACAGAAAAUAGUAUAUUUUAUAAAAAGAAACAACAAAAUUUAGCAAAUCAAGAUGGUCCAGACUUUGAAAUGGAAUGGGACCCAGACACCAAACUUUAUACACCACCAAAAAUAUCACCAUCACUUUUUCAAUACAAACCCAAAAACGAAAAAUCGGAAACAUCAAACGAAAUCGAGUUUAUGUCAAUUGAUGAAAUACAACACAAACAAAAUAAUAAUAAUAAUAAUAAAGAUAAUAAUAGUGAUAAUAAAAACAAUAUAGAUAAUAAUAUAGAUAAUAAUAUAGAUAAUAAUACAAAUAAUAACACAAAUAAUAAUACAGAUAAUAAUACAGAUAAUAAUAAUAAUACAGAUAGUAAUGAUAAUAAUAUUGAUUUAAAUAAAUUGUCAUUUAAUAGCGAUAAUGAUAGUUUACAUACAAAAGUAAAAAAAAGAAGUUUAUUUGGUCAUCAUUUUGGUGGAAAUAACAAUAGUAGCGAUACUCAAAGAAAACUCUAUCUUACAAAACAUUCAAAAUUAUCACAUAAUAAUCCAUUUAAUUCGGAUAUCAGCCUAUUUAAUCAUAAUCAAAACAGUACACAUAAUGACAAUAAUAAUAAUAAUAUUAGUAAUAAUAAUAAUGUUCCUUUAAAAUUACCAAAGUUAUUAGAAGAUUAUUUAUAUUUUACUAUCAAAUUUUUUUUGGCAUUAUUAUUAUUUUUUGGAAUUUAUUUAACAUUUAAUACUAUAUUAAAUGAUGUAAAUAUUAAAUAUAAACUUCACUCUUCAGAAAUUCAAAAAGAAGUAGAAAAAUGUAUAAAAUCAUAUAACGAAAAUAGAUGCUCACCAAUAACUAGAAUACCAGCAAUGGAAAAAACAUGUACAGAAUGGGAGCUAUGCAUGGAGAAAGAUCCUUCCAAAUUACCAAAGUAA
Molecule: messenger RNA, 942 nt
Organism: Dictyostelium purpureum
Lineage: Eukaryota; Evosea; Eumycetozoa; Dictyosteliales; Dictyosteliaceae
Exons: 2
Coding region: 1-942 (313 amino acids)
Biological process (GO): nuclear envelope organization; lipid homeostasis
Cellular component (GO): nuclear envelope; nuclear membrane
Source: RefSeq, a predicted model, not a curated record